AUGACAACAGAACAACAACAAGGAGAUAAAACAAUUAAAAAUUCCGAUGAACCUCAACUAGAUACUAAUAAAGAUGAUACGCUAUUUGAAUAUUCAAAAGUUAGUGAAAUUGAAACUGUUUCAAAAGAAAAAUUACCAAAUUCAUUAUCACAAAUUUCAGUUGAUACUCAACCAUUGAAUGAUUAUGAUAAAUCACAAGAGGCAACAAAUUCAACAGACAACACACCAACAAGUGAUAUAAAAUCUAAAACGAAUGUUCCUCCACUAAAAAAGAUCAUACGAUCAUCCAUUACAGAAACUGAAGAAGUUAAAGAAAAAUCUGUCAAAUCCUACUUUGAUACUGUUUCAUCAGCUGGUUAUCCUACAUCACCACCGGAAUUUUCUGAUUAUGUUAAGACACGUGUAACAAAUAAAUAUCCAAGUUAUUCAUCUUCUUGCAGUUCAUAUCAAUAUCAUCAUCAUGUAGAAAAUUUACCCAAAAAAUCGGAUGAAAAUAUCAAUGGUCACAGUAAUUUGACAUCACAUAAAGUUUUAUCUACGGUUACUAAAAUAGCACCAGAGAGUAAUGCACCUCAAACAAAUAAUUAUGAAAGUAUAUCAAGACCACAAAUCAGUGUCCCUAUUAAAAUACGACGUAUACCACAAGAUGUUCGGGUAAUUCAUACAUCAAAUACACCUACCUUAAAUAGAUUAGAUGAAUUUAAACGGAACUGUGAACGAGCAUCAAGACAAUGGGAACAAGUGAUCAAUAAUAAAAGUGGUAACAAAUUGACAGAAGAAGUAAUGGUUCACAGAAUAGCUGAAUUGGAAUCCUGUGUAAAAGAGGCUGAAAAUUUAUUAAAAUUAUUUGUAGCAGAAGUCCGUGAUGUACGUGCAACGGCUGAUUAUUGGUCAAAGAAAACAACAAAUUUAGAAAAAUCUUAUCAUAAUCUACAUGGGAAAGUUAAAGAUUAUCGCUUUAAUGCAAAACAAAGUGAAAAUGAAUAUUUGAAAGCUAUGGAAGAACGUGAUUACUUUUUACAAAGUCUACGAGAAUCAGAAACAAGGGAGCAAAAUUUAUCAAAUUUACUUCAACGUGUUGAAGAUGAAUAUAAUACAUUAUCAAGAGAUAUAAGAAUUUUAGAACGAGCACAUGCUAAAAAAGAUCGUCAAUUACAAAAUUUAUUAUUAGAAAAAAAUGAACUUUCUAGAAAAAUUAUACAUUUAGAAUCAACAUUGCAUAAAUUAAAAACUCGAGCAGAAUAUACAUAUCGACUAAAACACUCAUCUCAUAAAGAUGAACCCAUAAGUCGACUUCAUACCCAACUUGGCGAUGAAUCUGAAUAUGUACUAAGUGACUUCGGUUCAUCAGAUCGAAACCAAAAAAUAUACACAAUGGCCGCAUCAAUAGAUGAAAGACAGAAUAAAAACACACUAAUUGGUAUUAAUCAAAGUUUAGAUGAUUCUGAUACGUAUAUACCACAAAAAUCGGAAUUAUUCAAAGUCAGUGGAUCAGUAGAAUUAUUAGAUGGUAAAAAACAAAGCUAUUUGUCCAACAAAAACAUGUCAGACUCUUUAAUAACUACAAAAAUAAGUGAAAAUAAUAUCAAUACACAAGAUCACAAGGAUUCACUUGAUGAUCAAAAUAUUGGCUUGUCACCCACAACAAUCGGUAAUGAUGAACAGAUCCAUCAUCAAUCAGAACAUUCAAUACAACAUCGAUCAGUUGAAAAAAGUAUGGAUGAUUUAUCGGAUACUUUAGUAGAUUUAAAUAAUUUAACUAGACAAGAUGAUAUGGAUGUUGAGAUACAACCAAGAGAUUUAACAAAUAAUUAUCAUAGAAAAUGGAGUAUUGCAUCCGAUUAUCAAUAUUCUCCUAAUCAGCAUAUUAAGUCAUUAAAAAAAGAUGCUUUAUCAAAUGAAGAUGAAUCAUUAAAACAUAGAUCUCAAGUACAAGUUGUUGUUGGACGAUCACCAUCAACUGAAAAAAAACGAAGAGCAGUUCAUACCAGUCAUUCACAUAAAAAGUAUUCAUAUAAGAAAAUUUUUGAUCAACCUGUAUUACCAUCUGUAUUCAGUACUAACAGCCUUCGAUUUAAUAGACAUCGUCCAGCAUCAGUCUCUGGUUAUUUGGAUGAAUGUGCAUUAAACAGAUCAUACGAUUUAUACCCUGUACCAUCUUCAGCUAGGCCAAGUACCAGUUUCGGACACUUACAUAAUUCUAAACGUUUAAAAUCACUGGAAAGAGAUUAUUAUACAUCUUGUCAAAAUUUAAGUACAAAACCUUACUCCACUGUGAAAUUGAAUCGUCAAGUAAAUCGACAACCUCUUAUUAUUCACUCACAUUCAGAUCGUCGUUUAAGAGAUAUACAACAUUCGAAUUAUUUACGUCAUGGCAAUCGCAUGGAUAACGAAUAUGAACGAAUUUAUUUUCCCCAGUCAUAUUCAUCACAUCAUUUAAAAAUUCCAGAAAAGACAUGUUUGGAAAGUAGUUUAGAUCAUAUCAACCUUGAAGUGGAUCGUUUACGAGAUUGUAUCAAAUUAUUAAAUCCAUAA
Schistosoma spindalis is the source of this 2535-nucleotide messenger RNA. NCBI's taxonomy places the organism in Eukaryota, Metazoa, Platyhelminthes, Trematoda, Strigeidida, Schistosomatidae. The record is from the annotation of a GenBank genome assembly.